GAUUUAAGCAUCAUGUUACAAAGGACUUCUAUCUCAGUAAACCAUGGCAAGCAGUAAGAAGAUAAAGAAGAAAUCAGAAGGCCAAGAACCAAUUACGCAGACAGAGAAAGUUAGUAAGAAAUCCAAAGGAAAAAAAGGAGAGGAUCUAGAUUCUGAAGAUCAAAAUCAGGCCACAAAAAAGCUUAAAAAGAAAAAGUCAGAGGCCACACAAGAUAAAGAAGGUGCACAAAAAUCCAAAGAGGCCACUUCUAAAUCCAAAGAAGCCACAUCUAAAUCUAAAGACACAUCUAAAGAAACAUCUAAGGGGAAGAAGAACAUAGGAUUAUCCCGUUUCAAUGCAUCCAAAACUUCCAAACAGAGGCUAGGCUCAGAAGGAGAGUCAGAGGAAGAGGAAGCACCCAAGAAGCCAAAAAAAAAAGGCAGCAGUGAAUCAACCUCUGAAAGCAAGGAGACAAAACAAAAAGGAGAUGAAAAUAAAUCGGAGAAAAAGAAUGCAAAAGCCAAAGACAAGAAAAGAGAGUCUGGCUCCAUGUUUCAAAUUAAUGGGGGAAAAAAGGAAGAGAAGAACAUAAAGAAAGGUCAGGGUAAUGCAGAUAAAGAUUCAGAUUCCAAUUCAAAACCUCUUAAAUCAACAAAGAAAAGGGCGACAUCUAUGUUCCAGACAAAAGGGGAUGUGUCCAAAGAUGUCAAGGGGAAAAAGAAAGGUUUAGCAAAGUCAAAUGAGGAAGAAGAGGAAGAAGAAGAGCUAACAAAAAACACCAAUAAGAAAGGGAAAAGGGGAAAAAAAUCUAAGAAGAAGGAGGAACGACCAGUUUCACCAGUUAUAGAAGUAGACAACCUAGAAGAGUUUGUUCUGCGUCCAGCACCGCAAGGGGUAACUAUUAAGUGCAAGGUAACAAGAGAUAAGAAAGGAAUGGAUAGAGGAUUGUACCCUACAUACUAUGUCCAUCUUGACAAUGACAAAAAGGUGUUCCUAUUGGCUGGAAGGAAGCGAAAAAAAAGCAAAACAUCAAAUUAUUUGAUUUCUAUUGAUGCUACUGACUUGUCACGGGGAGGAGAGAACUUCAUUGGAAAACUAAGAUCAAAUCUAAUGGGAACAAAAUUUACAGUAUUUGAUAAUGGUGCAAGUCCAGACAAAGCCAAUUCUGACUGGUCCAAUGUACGACAGGAACUGGCAGCUAUUGUGUAUGAAACAAAUGUAUUAGGGUUUAAAGGGCCUCGUAAAAUGACAGUACUAAUACCAGGGAUGGAUGAAGAUUGUGAAAGAGUCCCUGUUCGUCCCAGAAAUGAUAAUGAUGGACUCCUGCAGCGAUGGCAGAACAAGAACAUGGAAAAUCUUAUUCAAUUGCACAACAAGAGUCCAGUGUGGAAUGAUGAAACACAGUCCUAUGUGCUCAACUUCCAUGGUCGAGUUACACAUCCAUCUGUCAAAAAUUUCCAGAUUGUCCACGCUGAUGACUUGGAUUACAUCAUCAUGCAGUUUGGACGAGUAGCUGAUGACGCCUUCACCAUGGAUUAUAAAUAUCCUAUGUGUGCAGUCCAAGCUUUUGCCAUUGCUUUAUCCAGUUUUGAUGGGAAGCUUGCAUGUGAAUAAAAAAAUGAAAGAAGUCCUAACAUCUACAAAUUUGUGGAACAGGAGAAAUAUUUAUCGUAAUAAAAUAUUUUUUUUAAAUAAGCUCAGUCAUUAACUGUCAGUAUUUCUAUGCAUCAUUUUUAAAGGGAACCUGUCGCCCUAAGAAAUAAUUCCAAAUGUUGUAUUGUGUUUGUCAAGCAAAAUAAACUUUACUUACACUAUA
This is a messenger RNA of Xenopus tropicalis (tropical clawed frog), 1796 nucleotides long. RefSeq names its product TUB like protein 1 (gene tulp1). The record is from RefSeq and is marked provisional. Lineage: Eukaryota; Metazoa; Chordata; Amphibia; Anura; Pipidae.